This is a messenger RNA of Sesamum indicum (sesame), 1768 nucleotides long. Lineage: Eukaryota; Viridiplantae; Streptophyta; Magnoliopsida; Lamiales; Pedaliaceae. The record is from RefSeq and is a predicted model, not a curated record.
GAUAAGUUUAUUACAUGUCUUGUAUAAUUGCUGCUGGAUCUGGUCCAACCUAGAACUUUUCAUCUAAUAUGGCGGGGGUAGGGGGGUAGGGUCGAUAAAAACGAACGGUCUUGACGGGUGUGUGAGUAUAUAUACACACGCACCACAAAGUAAACCUCCUUCCCCCAAUCUCCCUCCUACACUACACUCACAAGCAGCUCAGUCUCACUGAACAAAAGUGCGCAGUUACUCACAGUCUGUUUUCACUAAUUGCGACAGGGAAGUAGCAUUUCAACACCAUUAAUGUUCUUCAGUUCUUUACUCGGGAUUUUCUCUCAGUAAUAAUCCGAACUAGCUGUUUACCUAUAGUUACCGCUCUUCUCUAUAUACUCCCCAUCAGUUCCGCCCCAAAUUCGACAGAAUAUCUUCACGCCGGCAGCAGUAGUUCUUACCCUGGUACUUUUUGGCACUGUGCAAGUUAUCUCUGUACCUGUAUAUAGCGGCUGUGUUGCGUGAGAGGUGGAAAGUGAUGGAAUUGGACAAGCUGACGUUAGAGAUUUUCUCCAAGCUCGAACAGAAGUGGCUGCACCAUUGUGAAGGCACAAAAACGCGUGUUUUGAGCAUUGACGGUGGAGGAACCACCGGCAUUGUCGCUAGCGCUGCCUUGGUUCACCUAGAGUACCAGAUCCAAGAAAAAACCGGCGAUUCAAACGCUCGAAUCGCUGAUUAUUUUGAUAUUGUUGUAGGCACGGGAAUCGGCGCUCUCCUCGCCGCAAUGCUCGUUGCCGACGAUGGUUCUGGUCGCCCCCUCUUCUCCGCCAGAGACGCUGCUAAGUUCGUGGCGGAUAAUCAAGCAGAGCUGUACAAGGUCAAAAACGUUGGCGUUUUCCGCCGGCGAAUGAGGUUUUCUGGCAGGAGCAUGGACAUAGUGUUGAAGGAGGCGUUCCGCAGAGAUAACGGCAAGGUCUUAACCCUUAAGGACACGUGUAAGCCUCUGCUUGUGCCGUGCUUUGACUUGCACAGCUCAGCGCCGUUUGUUUUCUCUCGAGCCGACGCUUCCGAGUCUCCAAGCUUCGACUUCGAGCUAUGGAAAGUGAUCCGCGCUACGUCAGCGACACCGUCGAUGUUCAAGCCUUACAAGCUCUAUUCCACCGACGGAAAGAUCUCUUGCCUGGCUGUGGACGGUGGACUUGUUAUGAACAACCCCACGGCAGCUGCAGUUACUCACGUUUUGCAUAACAAGCGUGAUUUUCCGUCGGUAACUGGAGUAGAUGGCCUAUUGGUGCUCUCUAUCGGUAACGGACCGUUAAGCAGACCGUCAACGGUAAAGCUCACUCCUAAAGGCAACUGCUCGACGGAGUCAGUCCUCGGCAUUGUCUUUGACGGCGUUUCUGAAACCAUUGAUCAAAUGCUGGGUAACGCCUUCUUCUGGAAUCCCAACGAUUACAUCAGAAUUCAGGCCAACGGUAUGGCGGAAAGAGCGGCAGAGGUGUUGGCGGAGAGAGGAGUGGUGUCAUUGCCGUUUGGCGGGAAACGGUUGCUGACGGAGACCAACGGACAGAGGAUCGAAGGGUUUGUGCAACGGCUCGUGGUAUCGGGGAGGAGUAGCCAGCCGCCGAGCCCGUGCAAAGCAGCCGUUAAUCCCCUGGUUAACCGCCGUUAGUUUCUUUUGUUUGUUAAUUUCUCUUUUUUGUCCUUUUUUCUUCAGUUUUAUAUUAGCCCUCUGUCAGUUAACUGUCUCUAUUGUCAACUUUAACCAGUAGCAGUACAAUUAAAUAAUAUACUCCUA